ACGGCGGCUGCAACCCCUUCCAUCCGCGGCGGCCGCGAGGCUGCCUGCAGUCGACGUCGAAGCGGAGGCGCGCGAGCGUCGAUGCCCGCGCCGAUCAGUCCGCGCGGGACGCUCGACGAGCGAGGAUCGCGUUCUCCGGCUUGCCUUGCUCUCGAAGUCUCUCUCUCAGGUGCGUCGGUGGUUAACGGCGCGGGAGGGCGAGAAAGAGCGCUAGUAGUUUUUCGCACGCAAUUCCGCUGGGCCGACGGUGUCGUGGGGGAAGGCGAGAAAAAAAACGGCGGCGAUCAUAGAGGAGCAUUUCUCGCGAGACGACCCCAGGGGCAUCGGAGCACAGAUGGUGAGAGGAUCGUUACCUGAUAUCGCAGUGACGAUGGCAUCGGGCAGGGAAAUCCACGGUGCUUUCAGCCUCAUCGUGGACGACGUGGACUCCCACUCGAUCCUCAGCGACGGCUCCGACCUGGACGGGCUGUCGCGCGAGAGCAGCUCGCAGAACUCGGCGUCGCAGACGCCGCUGGACAGCCCCGGCGGGCCGCGGGAGAGGAUCAAGCAGAUUCAGGUGGAGGCCGAGACCAGGCGGGGCGAGUUCGCCAGGCUGCUGGAGGAGCACGCGCAGGUGGUGCGCAAGCUGAAGAUGAUGGAGGCGGAGGAGCAGCUGUCGGCGACGACGACGGCGGCGGCGACGGCGACCGGGAACGCGGCGGUCAUCGGCGGCGCGCACGCGUGAUUUUACGACUUCGUCAGCGACGCCGGGACGAGGGUGACGCCGAGGGUCGGGACCACCGCGUCGACGACCGUCGUACGACCGACCACCACCGUCUCACCGCGUUUCCCCCUCGUCCGCCGCGACCGCGAGGCCGUCCGUCGCGAUUCGCCGACAAGACGCGGAUAACGUCACCGAUCGCCGGACGUUCCGACUCUUGACCCUCGGAUGCGCCCCGGACGGGCCUCCGAAAUGCACGCGGAUACACACGGGGUGAACGUUUGCGGGGAAGUAACGGGCGCAUCCGAGUGCUCAUUGCAGGGGCAAGGAGACACGGACUCGGAGAGGACUUCUCUUGCUUUGCUUUCGUUUUUCCUUUGCGCGUUACGUAAUUCCGCUCCCUGAUUUCCGUUUCGGUUUAGUUGGAAUAAAGACUGAAACCCAAUUGGAGGUAAACUGAUGAAAUUUCUGAAAGUUAGCUUCAUAUUGUGUUUGGCAAUUGGAAAAAGAAAAAUGAUCAUCGGUCUCGCGUGUUUAUGGAAAUUCAAAUAAAUUGGAAGUCUAAUAAAGCUUGCUUUACAUGGUUGCAAGUAUAUAUAACUUCUCGCGACUUUAUUUGCGAUUAAUCUGUGCCGUUUGAAAAAUUCGAGACGUUAACACAUGUAAAUUCGAAGCGAAGCCUUUCUACGUCAUCCGAUUUCGCGGGGUCGAAUUAAAGCAAGUCCGAUUGGCAGGAUCGACAUCCGCGAGCCGUGCAUCAGCUUCCCGCGACAGGGAUCGUCCUUAUUUAAUCCUUGUUUGCAACAAAGUCUGAAUAAAAAAAAAAACCUACUAGACACGACAAUAAUGAGGAACACUUUUAAUGUGGGGACGUGCGCGAAAGCCGCGGUUGCGUAUUGUUCACAACGCGUGGAACAGGGAACUCCCGCCCGUUCGAACUAGCUCAGCAGCAACGGCUGGCCUAAGCGUAGUACAAAUUUUGCAGUGAAGUCUUAAUAAAAGAAAAAAAUAUGAAAAAAGAGGUGCGAGCGAGCGAGCGCGAGAGAGAGAGAGAGAGAGAGAGAGAGAGAGAGAGAGAGAGAGAGAGAGAGAACAAGAUUUCCGUAAUCACGGGACUCGGCGAGCGAGAGUCAAUCGCGCCGUCGUUUCGCGGAGGAAACGCAGGUGCUGGAGUGGAUAUGGUGUCGUACACGAACACACGUAGCCUACUCUCGAGACACAACGGGGUGUACAAGCUUCUACGUUUUAUAUAGUGUUGUAGAGUUGAGUGUUCCAUAUAAGUGUAAGCUAGUUUUGUAAUAUCCGUAAAUAUACGUGUACGAGAAGGGCGGAUCUGGCCGGGUCUGGCGGAUCGCGGCUCUUUUGUAAAUAGAUUUCUUUCCAUUGCCACACACGCGCGACGAGGCCCGGUCGCACCGAUCGAUUGUCGCCGAUUAAUCCCGAUCAGCGACUUUCCGCGUCGCAGUUCCCAACGCGUGGACUGAAUUUCAAAACUGAUGUCGAACUGCAGGAGUCGCUUAUUUUUUUCUCGAACGAUAUUCGGUUAACCAAAUUUCGUCUUAAUGACAAUAGUUAAUGUGGCCAAUAAAGGAUUAUAAGAAAUGUUAAUGGCAUCGACGUUAAAGCAUUGUUUGUGAAAAAUACGAUAAGAUGUGUGAAUUAAACAUUGGCGCGCUAAUUUUCAUCUUGUAAGUAAAUUGCAAUUAAAACUGUAAGAAAAAAGGGACACAAAGUGUUGGAGACGACGAGUAUCGGUGCGAUCGGGUCUCGGUGAUUCACGAAGCACGAGAGGAAUCGGGAACCCGAGGAAGAGACGCGUCGAAGAAAGCGAUGCUACUUAAUUUCGCCAUUUCACUCUUAACGUUAGGGAACUUGUAUAAAACACGGGGCGAAUCUCUCGACACGGCGACACUUUACUAAUUUUCCACGCGCACCGCGCCAGACCCGCAUCCAGAUGACAUAGGUAUUAUUAGGCAUUUAUAGACUUAUAUAUACAUACUUAAAGAGAGAUACAUAAGUAGACCGGUGUUAAAUAAUAUAGCUCUAGUGUAAAGAUGUGUCUAUUAUUGCACAUUGUGCCAGCCUACGCCAGUCGGCAAUCAGGACAUCUUUUCCUCGCUUAAUUCGCAAGACGUCACGAGAUAAAUCGUCAAUUCGAACUGAAUUGCCAAUCGUUCUCUCGUACACCAAUUUAGAUAACGACCGCUCACUUUGCGUUUUUCGAGUAUACGAUUACGUAGGAGCGCAUGAGCCAAGUAAAUCUUCAUGAAACUCUAAGUCCCCGACGUGUGUUUAAAGAGAUAGAAAACGCGCGCUAUUUAUAGAAAUUACGUAUGUGGUUUUUCUUCUUCAGCAACCCGAGAUUCUUGAGAACAGACGAAGGUACCUCGGGAAAGAUAUCCUGAUCGCCGCGUCCGCGACUGGCGCAUCGUGCGAAUGAGGAAGACGAGCCCUAGAAUACGUAAGGAAUAGACAGGAAUGAUUUUAGCUGCUCAGAAACGUAAGAUGCUUUAAAGGAAAUUUCGCGACUGAAAGUGAUACUGCGAGGCAAUAAUUUCUCCAACAUACUCGGGAAGACUGCGGACUAGCGCGGGAAACGAGACGGAAAAUCUGCAUUAUUUUUGCUGCGAGAUUCCUACGGACGUUACUAUUACGUUAAGAAAACUGCAGAGAUACAUACGUAUAAAGUUUAUACGUAUACUAUAAACCCUAUUAAUUAUCACCGUAUGUAGUUUUUACUUAUACUAUUAUUCGUACGACUGCAUGUUAUAGAGGCGGCUGUAUAUGAUAUAUACAUUUAUCAAGUUUGUAACGAAACUGCUCUGACAAUGAGAGAAGACGCUAUUCUGAUUUCGCGCGAGCAUCGCGAGCGAGGAGGACAAAAAAAACAACAACGUGGCUCGGUGUAGCGAGUAUAUUUUAUCGGUUUUACUUUCUACCGCUGCAGUGAGCCAUACGGCAUUGCUUUUUGAGACUCGAGAAAAACGUGCGAUGUAAUAUUAUAUCACGCCGAGUUAAUGUUAACGUAAUCGAGAUUUAUAUGUAAAUUUUUGAUGUAAUACCGUAACGUGUGAGAUACGACGAUACACGCUGUUGAGUUUUGUUAAGAGAAGCCGCUGCUUGACUAAUUAUUUAUAUAGCCUCAUGUAUGCGAAAUAAUAAUGUAUGUAAAAUGAUGGUUGCUACUGGAAAAAAUAUACAUAUAUUUUAUUGAGUUGACAA
Molecule: messenger RNA, 3922 nt
Organism: Vollenhovia emeryi
Lineage: Eukaryota; Metazoa; Arthropoda; Insecta; Hymenoptera; Formicidae
Exons: 3
Coding region: 335-724 (129 amino acids)
Source: RefSeq, a predicted model, not a curated record